AUGCUCAAUCACAAGCGCAUGAUCGUCCCUGCCGAGCAUCCAUUUCUCAUGCCUCGUGCUCUGUUUGCCCCACGCGCCCCGAAGGCAGUCGCGGAAGACGGUCGGAGCGCUACCGGUGCCUGCGACGUCGGCGACUGUGUUGUCGCCGCUGAAGGUGCUGCCUCUCCCCCGUUGCACUGCUACGGUAAUCGACCAGUGCUGCUGCUCGACUGCACCGGUGCGCUGCGGCAGCGCCGUCUACGCCGUCAGCGUCGACAAGAGCUGCAGUCACGUGCCUUGCAGUUAGUCGCGGCACGCGCAGACCUCCUUCGGACAAAAAAUCUGUGGUCCAUGCGACGCACUCGGGCGCGCCGGCAGAACAAAGAGCUGAGCGUUCCAGUAUCCGGGGUGGGCGACCGUGGAGGUGACCCCGACAGGCACACUGGCGACUCCGCUCCUCGUGCUCCUUCCGGUGCAACGGAGGGUGGUGACUCCACGACCCACCUCCUGUCGGAGCUGUCGCGCCAACGCAAAGCCAUCACGCACGAAAUGAAAGAGACCCGUCGCGAGUUACUGGCGCUCUUACAGGAAAAACGCAAGCAGGCAGCCACGCGCGACGGCUGCGUGCUGAUGCUGCCCUCACCGGAGACGGGAGAAGUACAGCUGUUCCCGGGACAUCACUACCAUACCGUGUGCUUUGUAGGCGACGAGCUGCGUGAGGUACUCCCGAGCGAAGCGCGAGACACGGACGGGGCGACGGCGCACCAUUGGCAGCAUCGCACUCCGCCGCUGCGGGAGUUGGCAUUCAAGGGGUUUGCGCGCGAGCUCUCUCAGAACGAUGAAGGUGGCGCUGAAGGCGAGCACACGUCGGCUAAAGUGCCCGAGCGACCUCUUUGGGCCAUGGCGGAGCUGUUGGGCUACGUUCUUUACCUGCGUCAAUGCCGCAGAAACCCGCACUAUCGCUCCCAUCGCAGCGACACACUCGACGACGACACCAUCGAGUGUCAGGAAGGGCGGGAGGGGCGCGUUGACUUCGACAAGAUCGCGGCGACCAUCAGCUACGACAUGGUAGACCACUACCUCGCCCUUCCGGCGUGUGAGAUGGCGAUGUAUCGGGAAUGGGCCAUCGAUAAAUUCAAGCUGCUGCCGCCAUAG
Messenger RNA from Leishmania mexicana MHOM/GT/2001/U1103, 1134 nucleotides. RefSeq lists its product as hypothetical. Lineage: Eukaryota; Euglenozoa; Kinetoplastea; Trypanosomatida; Trypanosomatidae. The record is from RefSeq and is a predicted model, not a curated record. The transcript has a single exon. The coding region runs from base 1 to 1134 and encodes 377 amino acids.